CGUGUAUAUAAGGACGAGAUCCUCCCACUUGGAACGUGACUCUUUUCUCCUCCUCAUGCAUGCUUUGAUGUCGUGUUUGUUAUCGACUUUCUUCCCUUCUUUUAUUCAUUAAACUCUGUACACUCAUUCACUUAUACAUUUGUUUAUCAUAUAUGCCGGUUGCUACACAUACAGUACGCAAAUUACGGCUAUAAUUUAUUCGUUACACUCAUCAUGAGAUCCGGGUUACCUAUCUUGGCGCAUUUACAUAUGCCGUUCACCUUUUGAGAUGACGAGACUGUAUCAUGUUUUUUCGGGGAAGCUUUUCUGCUUCGGCUAUGCCAUAUCGACGGAGUACAGUGUCCCAGUGGGUUGACGUACCGCGCCAGCAAACGACGAAUUGUACGGUACACGGACAGCGUCAAUUAAUCAUCCUCCCUCUUGUUAGUCCACUUGCCGAGGUUCCGGAUGUCAAUCUCUCUUUGAUUUUAUGCGGCAUCAUGGAUCAUGAUAUGCAAUCAACAGGAAGUAAAAGAGACGCCGACAAAGAGAGAAAAUGAAAAAUAAAAAGAAAAGAAAGAAAAAGAGAAAAAAACGAAGAAAAGAGAAGAACGAAGAGACAAGCCAAUCUUCUAUUGUUCUGUCAGGAGUAUUGCUCUUGGCACAAACAAAAGUCACGCAGCUCAAACCAACACAGGAAUGACCUCGUCUCUCUGCCUUCUUACAUGCUCGGAGCAUGUAUCGCUUGCCGGGGGCGUUUUCGUCUGAGUUCUCGUCAAGGGCAUUUCAGCACAGUCGCCAGAACUCAUGAGUGGCAGGUCGGGACUCGACAAGGUAGAACAUGAAGAAGGUUUUCCAUCUCGCCAUAAAGGAGCUGAACGUCGUUUGAGUGUCUCCCACCAGAUGUUUGAAGCCUGUGGAGAGACGAUGACGGCUGAAAGUCGACGUGCCGGGCACUGCUUGUUGCAUUGCUACGACUGAUCCUUCGACUCUUGCCGAGACUCACAGUGCGGUCAAUGCCAUCUGCUGCGUUCCCCGUCGCUGCUCAGGGCUGCGAGAGCGGGAGACCGAUCGGCCAUCGUACGAUGAUAUUCUGACAUUGUUGAUGUGUCAGAUGUCUUCGGGAUCUCCCAAGGGGUUUGAGACCUGACGGGAUGGUACGGCUGCUGAGCGCUUGAUGCAUUAUCACGACCGACACUCCGACUGCGACUAAGAAGAUUGGCGGGGAAUAUCAUCAGGAGACUCGAACGAGUUGGGAUUUGGCUUACUUGAUAGCCAACUCUCUUAAGAGGAUCCCGGUGUUGUUUCAACAGUUACGAAAAAAAAAUAAAAGCACAAUAGCCCCCAGGGGUACCAAAAAAAAAAAAAAAACACGAAAAACGGUUUGGUGGCAACUCGGUGUCAUCAGUUCUUAUAUUUCUUUUUGAUACCCCCUGGACUGGCUGUCACAGCUGGCGAAGCUAUUUCAUCACAGUUCUAUGGAUCUGGGUUACUUUCAGAGAGCGACCCGAGGCUUGUGAGCUGUGAGUGAGUCCCUAUGUCUUUGGUCAUGAACAUUUCAUACGGCCAUUGAUGUUGGGUAAUACAAGACCUGGUUCCGGCGAGUUGUUACGGUAUGCUAUGCAUCGCGCGUAGCACCAUUUUGAACUGGUCUUUUACUUGAGCCGCUCUUCAAAGUUAUCUUUGGCGCUUGAGGAGGAUUUUACAGUUCCCUCUAGGGGCCACCCAAAGCAGAGUGCAGCACAAUCUGUCGUCCUUCAAACAUCUCAGGUACCUCCCUGACGUUUGUUGACGCUUCAGAUAUCUCCUCUCGCUCGGUAACUUGAAGUGGCUCGAGAGAGAAAAGACUGAAUCAGUCUUAAUAAAAAGUUAAAAAAAGAAAAGCUGCCAAUUGACCUUGUCCAGUGGGUCUUAGGCUUAGAGAAACAUGUCUUUGGGGGGAAUAGGGUUACAAGACUCUGUCCUGACUGCGUAUGGUCUUUGAUGCUCCUUACGGCGAGGUUUGCUGGAGAAGUAUCUUCGGCCUGUGAAAGCUGGAAUUUGGAUAUGAUGAUCAUUAUAGAGUCAGGGGUAUGUUAUGAUGGAGCUCAUGUUUUCUGCCUCCAUCCCGAGCACUACGCAGCUGCAAUUACUGGUUGCAGUUGAGGGCGAUGAGGGAAGUGCAUGGUUCGCCAUUGGUGAUUUGCUUUGCAUGCAGAUGAAUUAUCGAGAUUGUACGAACCUGAUUUACAUGUUUGGGAUACAAGGACUGUCUGUGCCUAUGAACGGAUGUAUCAUUGUUUUACUACCAUUCGUCAGGCAUAUUUGGUGGAUUUACUUUGCUUGGAUGGCGAACGGCACCUGCGCCCUCGAUCAUCUUGCGUGUUCUGCAACGUCAUAAAAUAACACAAAAAACCUGCGGUUAGUCUAGUAAAUAUACUGCAACCGUACAUAAAAACAAGCGAGGCCAUCGUGAUGUGAUAUCUGUGCUUGAAACAGUUGUUAUUUUUUUGGGGCUUUAAUUCGUAAAAUGAUGUCCCUGGCGUAAGGGAUGGCCUUGGAGGGAAGAUUCAAGCCUGUUUCGUGUGAAGUUAUUCACCUAACCCAUAGUUCA
Fusarium odoratissimum NRRL 54006 is the source of this 2572-nucleotide messenger RNA. RefSeq lists its product as uncharacterized. The coding region runs from base 2057 to 2359 and encodes 100 amino acids. NCBI's taxonomy places the organism in Eukaryota, Fungi, Ascomycota, Sordariomycetes, Hypocreales, Nectriaceae. The transcript has a single exon. The record is from RefSeq and is a predicted model, not a curated record.